Solanum dulcamara is the source of this 792-nucleotide messenger RNA. RefSeq names its product flavonol 4'-sulfotransferase-like. The record is from RefSeq and is a predicted model, not a curated record. The transcript has a single exon. Gene Ontology annotation, molecular function: sulfotransferase activity. Lineage: Eukaryota; Viridiplantae; Streptophyta; Magnoliopsida; Solanales; Solanaceae. Bases 1 to 792 code for a protein of 263 amino acids. Gene Ontology annotation, biological process: sulfation. Gene Ontology annotation, cellular component: cytoplasm.
AUGGUGAAUACAAAAAAGAUGAUGAAAAUGAUAUGCUCACACUCCUUCCCAAAGAAAAAGGCUGGAGAACUGAGCAUCUUUACCAAUAUAAAUUUUUUUUGGUUCACUUUGGGAGCUCUUAAGGGAGUUAAGAGUACGCAACAAUGCUUCAAAGCUGAACCCACAGAUAUUUUUCUAACUUCACCAAAAUCAGGAACAACAUGGUUCAAGGCCCUUAUUUUCACCAUCAUGAAUCGUGAUCGAUUCGAUUUCUCCUCUCACCCUUUACUUACCAAGGGCCACCAUGAUAACCUUCCUUUUUUGGAAGCCAUCAUACGAAAUGAGGCUUCCUACAAUGAUUAUCGAAUUUCAUCUUCUCCGCAUUGCCUUUUUGCAACACACAUUCCUUAUUCUUUGUUAGCAAUAUCUGUCAUGUCUUUUGGUUGCAAAAUUGUGUAUGUCUUUCGCGAGGCUAAGGAUGUUUUCGUUUCAAAUUGGCAUUAUAUGAAAAAUUUAAGACCAAAAGAUCUACCUUCUUUUCCAAUCGAAGAUGCGUUUGAUCUGUUUUGCAAAGGGGUAUCACAUUAUGGUCCCUUUUGGAAUCAUGAAUUGGGUUAUUGGAAUGCAAGCUUGGAAAAUCCAGACAAGGUACUUUUUUUGAAUUACGAAGACAUGAAGAAAGACCCUGUUGUCUGUGUUACCAAAUUGGCUAAGUUCUUGGAUAAGCCAUUUUGCUUAGAAGAAGAGAGAGAAGAGGUCGGGCAGAAGAUAGUAAGGCUUUGUAGCUUUGAGAAUUUGAGCAGUUGGAAGUGA